GGUGGGGGCGGUGGGAGCGAUGAGGGAACUGAGACGGUGGUAGCCGUUGUGUGAAGAUGGAGUUUCCCGGAGGAAAUGACAAUUACCUGACGAUCACAGGGCCCUCGCACCCCUUCCUGUCAGGGGCUGAGACAUUCCAUACACCAAGCUUGGGAGAUGAGGAAUUUGAAAUCCCACCUAUCUCCUUGGAUUCUGAUCCCUCACUGGCUGUCUCAGAUGUGGUUGGCCACUUUGAUGACCUGGCAGACCCCUCCUCCUCUCAGGAUGGCAGCUUUUCAGCCCAAUAUGGGGUCCAGACAUUGGACAUGCCUGUGGGCAUGACCCAUGGCUUGAUGGAGCAGGGCGGGGGGCUCCUGAGUGGGGGCUUGACCAUGGACUUGGACCAUUCUAUAGGAACUCAGUAUAGUGCCAACCCACCUGUUACAAUUGAUGUACCAAUGACAGACAUGACAUCUGGCUUGAUGGGGCAUAGCCAGUUGACCACCAUUGAUCAGUCAGAACUGAGUUCUCAACUUGGUUUGAGCUUAGGGGGUGGCACCAUCCUGCCACCUGCCCAGUCACCUGAGGAUCGUCUUUCAACCACCCCUUCACCUACUAGUUCACUUCAUGAGGAUGGUGUUGAGGAUUUCCGGAGGCAACUUCCCAGCCAGAAGACAGUUGUGGUGGAAGCAGGAAAAAAGCAGAAGGCCCCAAAGAAGAGAAAAAAGAAAGAUCCUAAUGAACCUCAGAAGCCAGUUUCAGCAUAUGCUUUAUUCUUUCGUGAUACACAGGCUGCCAUUAAGGGACAGAAUCCCAAUGCCACUUUUGGAGAAGUUUCAAAAAUUGUGGCCUCCAUGUGGGAUAGUCUUGGAGAGGAGCAAAAACAGGUGUAUAAGAGGAAAACUGAAGCUGCCAAGAAAGAGUAUCUGAAGGCUCUGGCUGCAUAUAAAGACAAUCAAGAGUGUCAGGCCACUGUGGAAACAGUAGAAUUGGAUCCAGUGCCACCGUCACAGACUCCUUCUCCACCUCCUAUGGCUACUGUUGACCCAGCAUCUCCAGCACCAGCCUCAACAGAGCCCCCUGCCCUGUCCCCUUCCAUUGUUGUUAACUCCACUCUUUCCUCCUAUGUGGCAAACCAGGCAUCUUCUGGGGCUGGGGGUCAGCCCAAUAUCACCAAGUUGAUUAUUACCAAACAGAUGUUGCCCUCUUCUAUUACUAUGUCUCAAGGAGGGAUGGUUACUGUUAUCCCAGCCACAGUGGUGACCUCCCGGGGGAUCCAACUAGGCCAAACCAGUACAGCCACUAUCCAGCCCAGUCAACAAGCCCAAAUUGUCACUCGCUCAGUGUUGCAGGCAGCGGCAGCAGCUGCUGCUUCUAUGCAACUGCCUCCACCCCGACUACAACCCCCUCCACUGCAACAGAUGCCUCAGCCCCCCACUCAGCAGCAAGUGACCAUUCUGCAGCAGCCUCCCCCACUGCAGGCCAUGCAACAGCCUCCACCUCAGAAAGUUCGAAUCAAUUUACAGCAACAGCCACCUCCUCUGCAGAUCAAGAUUGUGCCUCCACCCACUCUGAAAAUGCAGACACCCUUAGUCCCACCAGCUGUGGAAAGUAGUCCUGAGCGGCCUGUGAACAACAGCCCCGAGGCCCACACAGUGGAGGAAACCUCUCCUGAGACCAUCUGUGAGAUGAUCACAGAUGUAGUUCCUGAGGUUGAGUCUCCUUCUCAAAUGGAUGUUGAAUUGGUGAGUGGGUCUCCCGUGACACUCUCACCCCAGCCUCGAUGUGUGAGAUCCGGUUGUGAGAACCCUCCUGUUGUGAGUAAGGACUGGGACAAUGAGUACUGCAGCAAUGAAUGUGUGGUGAAGCACUGCAGGGAUGUCUUCUUGGCCUGGGUGGCCUCUAGAAAUUCAAACACUGUGGUGUUUGUGAAGUAGUCCUUCCUGUUCUCCAAGCCAGUCAAGACUUAUCUGCUGGGAACAUGUCUAAGAGCCUCUUUUUAAAAAACAAGUUGGGCUUCUGGUAGUGCCUGAUCUCAACCCAUGAUGGUCCUUUGUGCUUCUCCCCUUUUCUGUCUCUUCAUCAGGGGCCAUACUAUGGAGCAAGGCCAUUGAGUUGGCUGUAAUCUGGAAUUGCUUUUUACUUUCAAGUACAAGCAGAGAUACCAGUGAUAAUAGCAGAGAAGGGUAAAGGGAAUAUGAACAAGCAGAACAUAGGGGUGGUGAUGGUGGGGGGUUGUUUGAGGAAACUCGGUAUAAUUGUCAUAGGACAUGCCUAAACAAUUAUUAAAAUGAUGGGAGAAUACUCAGCUUUGAGCCUAGGCUAAAACACUGUGUGCAUCCAUUUUAAAGGGGAUAAAAAGUUGCAUUAAAGGUUAUCUCUUAAACAGGAACGAUUGCUGUCACACCUAUACAUUGCUUGGAGAACAAAAGUUUUCAACAGAGCAGGCACCCUGGGCUGUAGGGAAAAUACUAUCACCUGGGAGUUUCUUAUUUAUUUCUCUUUACAAAUAAUGUUAUUUCUGUAAUCCUUGAUCCUCCCUCUUGCACUUACCACAGUUUAUGAGUGUAAAAGGCAGAAGUCUAUAUCCUUAAUAUAAGAGGUUUUACCAAAGUCUAAA
Messenger RNA from Neomonachus schauinslandi (Hawaiian monk seal), 2599 nucleotides. RefSeq names its product TOX high mobility group box family member 4 (gene TOX4). Gene Ontology annotation, cellular component: nucleus. The record is from RefSeq and is a predicted model, not a curated record. Gene Ontology annotation, biological process: regulation of transcription by RNA polymerase II. Lineage: Eukaryota; Metazoa; Chordata; Mammalia; Carnivora; Phocidae. The coding region runs from base 57 to 1916 and encodes 619 amino acids. Gene Ontology annotation, molecular function: chromatin DNA binding. The transcript is spliced from 9 exons.